GUAUUGCUGUUUGAUAUGGUGCUUUAGCUUGUUUGCUAUUUGUUAUUUCAUGACAAAUUGGAGACUUCGAGAUGCAUCUGAAACAGAAUGUUAGGGCAACAAAAGCACCUUUGUCCAAUAUUCCCCCCAUGACAGCACCACCUAUUCCAACUGAACCUAUGAAUGAAGUAGUUGCUGUAGCAGCUGCUGUUGCCCCAUCACCUCUCCCACCACCAAAAUUCUCUCCAGAAAAAACCACUCCAUUUACAAAUGUCUCCUUUGGGAAGUUAUCAAAGUUAGCAGCCUUAGAGGCUUCUAGAGCUAGUAAUUACGUCUUAGUAUCUUCUCCAGUGGUAUGUGAUGCUCAUAGAGUGUAAGGAUCCAUUUUUCUAAAAUUUCAAAUCCUUUUUGUGCAGAUUGACUGGUAGAGCGAGCUAGCUACAGCCAAUUGUUGAUGAGAUUAUUGCAAAGGGGAUGAGUGGUUGGCCUUGGCAUCACGGGAAUUCACAACCACCAAUGAGCUUGCAAAAUGAUGUUCAUAGGCAGGCCAACCAAUUUGAAUUUUAAAUUCAAUAUUGCAGGACCUCAUGUUCUUCAUUCUGAAGAAUUGGGAAGACUUUUGAAACAAGCAGGUGCUGAUGUUCAAAUGAGAUUUUUCUGUAAGCUGGAACUGGAACGUAGAUGACCUUUUCCAAAAUAAACAAGCUUGUAAGCUAGAACUGAAACACAGAUGGCCUUUGCUGAAUUAUAUAAGCUUGUAGUCUGACUAAAUCAAGCUGCAGUUUUACAAGUUUUUAAUUUGGAAAAGCAGAACUUACCUUGUAAGUAUCCAAAUUACCUCUUUAAAAUUUUAUUGUGAAGCCUAUUUGCUUUGCUUUUGCUAUUGUUUAGGACAAGGAAUCAAAAUUGAUAUAUUAGGCUAUCUCUACCAUUCAUUUUACUUGAGCAAAAUUAUGCAUUUUGAUAAUAUACUAGUAUAUAUCUCUACUAUCUAUGAUUUUAGCCUUUGAUUUUUCUAUUUUCCCAUUCUUUUUUAAUGCUCCCUAUUGCUUGUGCAGAGGAUAUAGCAAAAUCUUGUUAGGCCUACGUAGGAUCCCAUUGUUUUGUGACUUCUUUUUUCCUUUUAUGUGCCAGAAGUUAUCUUCUUACCUCACAUUUCCCAUAAUUUUGGGGACUGCUUUCCUACAACUGUGUAACAUCCAACUUAGUUCAUGUCUUGAAUCUUGUAGCAUCUUAUUAAACCCUUUACCUUUUU
Messenger RNA from Rubroshorea leprosula, 1234 nucleotides. The record is from the annotation of a GenBank genome assembly. Lineage: Eukaryota; Viridiplantae; Streptophyta; Magnoliopsida; Malvales; Dipterocarpaceae.